Molecule: messenger RNA, 2169 nt
Organism: Colias croceus (clouded yellow)
Lineage: Eukaryota; Metazoa; Arthropoda; Insecta; Lepidoptera; Pieridae
Product: zinc finger protein 568-like
Exons: 15
Coding region: 79-2163 (694 amino acids)
Biological process (GO): regulation of transcription by RNA polymerase II
Cellular component (GO): nucleus
Molecular function (GO): zinc ion binding; DNA-binding transcription factor activity, RNA polymerase II-specific; RNA polymerase II transcription regulatory region sequence-specific DNA binding
Source: RefSeq, a predicted model, not a curated record
GUAAUAAUUCAAAAUAAUAGAAAAAGCGAAACAUUCAUGUUAAAUCAAAUAUAAUAAAAUACAUUCUGAUUUCUAAGAAUGGCUAGUCUUAAUAUUUGUCGGAUAUGCCUUAGAACUGAUAUGAAAAUGUACAACUAUGAUCAAUACCUGUUAAAAUCACAUUACGAAGAAGUUAUGCAUUUAAAAUUAAAAGAAGAGGAUGCGUUACCAAGGUGCUUCUGCUAUGAAUGUGCAUCAUUACUGCAAAAAUUUCACAAAUUCAAGGAGAAAUGCUUCAAAGGGAAAAAGGUUCUCGAGGAUAUUCUAUGUAGAGGCAGUAUAACUUAUGAAGCAGUGGAUGUAUUGGACAGGGCAUAUCUUAAAUUAUCCCACUUGGGAUAUAGUCAUGAUAGAUGGGGAACCACAAAUAAUGUAGAGGACAUAAAAAUUAUAGUCCCUAAACGUGAAGUUACCACAGAUACUCAAGAUUUAGACUUAGAUAAUAUUAUACCAGUUAACAAAGUCGAAAUCUUCACAGAUUAUGAAAAUUUCACAGAUAAUGAAAGUAUCACAGAUUAUGAAUCGGAUUUUUUUGAGCAAAUGAAAACAGAUAAUAAAAAUAUUGCAGAUAAUAAAAAAUCCACAGAUAAUAAAAAUAUUGCAGAUAAUAAAAAAUCCACAGAUUGUAAAAAUAUCGCACAUAUUGAAUUUGAUUUGCCUGUGAAAAUGAAAACAGAUACCAAAAAUAUCAAAGGCUGUAAGAAGAGCACAGAUAAUGAAUUGAAUAUUUCUCAGCGAAUGGAAACAGACGAUAUAGAUUCAGAUAUAGAAGAUAAUAAAGAAAGAGUAAAAAUUAAACUUGUGAGAAAGAAAAAAAAGAAAAUGGUAAACAAAAAGUGUGGCGCUACAAAGAUUAGUUUCAUAUAUGAAAGUGAUAAUUGGAGGAUUAUUACUUUGACAGAAGAGGAAGCUAUGAAGGAAUUUAAAUUGCGCGGUGAAGAGCGAAAAUAUAUAUUGGCACCAUACAAAUGCACCGAUUGCUUGAAAGGCUUCCCGAGAAAGGAUAAUUAUAUACGACACGUGGAGUAUGUACAUAGAGAGUCGAAAGGCAAGCUGGUGUGCAAUUUUUGCAAAGCGCGAUUCAGAUUCCCUUGCUACAUACGCAAUCACAUGAAAGAUCACUACACCAAGUACGAAUGCGCCAGAUGCCCUGUUGUUUGUAUGACUGAGCAAUCAGCACUGCACCAUGAAGACUCUCACAGCGGACAAGUUAAGAAAUGCAAACAUUGUAAUGUGGAGUUUAGACAUUCGUCCACGUUCUACACGCACUUACGAACGCACAGAAGCGACCACGUGUGCACGUCGUGCGGCGAGUCGUUCGUCAGCGAGAUCGGCCUCAAGCAGCACCGCAGCGCCAAGCAUCGAAGCAACACUGACAAUUUUGACGACGAGGAUGAAAACACGUUUUGUAUUCGUUGCGACAAAAACUUCGACACUAGGAAGGCGUAUGAGGAACAUUUCAUACAUUCUGUACUACAUGCCGAUGAAGGAAUCGACGAUUCCCAGCCGAAAAAUGUAAUCAGAAAGCAAAUACUGGAAAAGGUUAAAGGUGCAAUUAGUAGUAGUGACACAGGUGCUAUUCGAAAACCAAUUCGAAAACCGAACACAGGUGAAGCGAAUCGAAAGUGGAUGGGAUUCAGGCGGAAGAGGAAACCGACGACUUGUCACCAGUGUGGCAAAUUUUUCGCAACGCAAAAUGAGUGUUUGAAACAUCAUUACAAAGAACACCCGCGUACUUCUUUCUUCUCGCCGAGUGAAAGACACAUUUGUGAGAUUUGUGGCGCUUCGUUGGCGCCGGGAAGUAUAAAGGCCCAUCACAACAGCCACACGAAGCAAAUAUUGCACACUUGUAACAUUUGCGGCCGGCAGUUCGCCGCUAGCGUUUCUUACAAACGACACCUUUUGACGCACACAGGAGAAAAGCCAUACCCAUGCACGCAAUGUGGGAAACGGUUCACGCAAAGCAACAGUUUGAAGCUCCACUAUAAUACUGUUCAUCUCAAACAACCGCAUCCUAAAAGGAAUAGGAGAAAGAAAAAGGAAGAGUUGGAAAUUACAGUUGAAGAUCCAGACAAAAUUAAAAAGCCGAGAAUGGAAGUACUGAAUUCAUUAUGGUGCUCAUAAAAUUGG